Molecule: messenger RNA, 2196 nt
Organism: Oncorhynchus kisutch (coho salmon)
Lineage: Eukaryota; Metazoa; Chordata; Actinopteri; Salmoniformes; Salmonidae
Gene: snx15
Product: sorting nexin 15
Exons: 7
Coding region: 121-1290 (389 amino acids)
Molecular function (GO): phosphatidylinositol binding
Source: RefSeq, a predicted model, not a curated record
AAUUAUGACAAAAAAGUACAUUUUUGUUUUCAUUAAUUUUUACGAUAUACCCAUUUUGACUUUGUGCGUGUGGUAAUUAGUGACAACCACAAGUGUAUACAUCUGUACUUCCACACGGCGAUGUCUCGGAAGAAAGAGAAAGAAGAUUAUUACCGUUUUUUCUCGGUGACAGAACCACGCACACACGAGAAGGGACACACGGAAUAUAAAGUCACCGCAAGGUUUGUCUCCAAGCGUCGUCCAGAGGACGUCAAAGAGGUGAUAGUAUGGAGGAGGUACAGUGAACUGAAGAAGCUAUAUGGAGAGCUGUCCUACACACACAGAAACCUGUUCAGGAGACAGGAGGAGUUCCCUUCGUUCCCUGGCGCUCAGCUUUUUGGUAGGUUUGAUGAAGGGGUGAUCGAGGAGAGGAGGAGUGCAGCUGAGGUCAUGCUACUAUUCACCACCAAUAUCCCUGCUCUCUACAACAGCCCUCAGCUUAAGGACUUCUUUAGGGGUGGUGAGGUGAUCAGGCCGUUAGACCCCUCUCCUCUCUCUUCCUCCACCCCCCUCCCUCCCCCCCUCAUCCCCCUGCCACAGCGUCGAGGCUCAGACUGUGAACCUGCGGCGGAGGAGGAGGGGACCGAGGCCCCUAUCCAACCCCAGAAGCUGGGGCUUUCACUGGGCACGGAUCUAGUCGAGCCUGAGGUUGCAGCUGAGGCCUAUAGUGAGAUGGGGGGUUGUCCUACUCCAGUAACACCUACAGCUGAGGAGGAGGAAGAGUUAACGGACCUUCCUGAUUUUCCCCGCGAUCUGAAGCUAGACGACAGAGUUCUCACUCCAUUCCAGCCCUGCAUCCUCAGAACAGACCAAUCACAGUCUCAGGAGGAGUUUGAUUCGCUGUUCGAUUCUGUGAUGCGGGAGGAGCCUUCAGAGGAAGUACCGCCCCCUCCUCUCUCCGACAACGACCUCGCCAUCUUCGACCCCUGUGCUAAAGAAGACCAACCGAGCGCAUCACACGACCAAUCAGAACUUCUGUCGCUGCCCUUGACCAAUCCGGACGGUGGGGAGGCGGACUAUCUGAAGCAGGCAGCCAAUGAGCUCACAGCUGCGAUGGAAAGCGAGAAGGAGGGAGAGUACAGUACAGCCAUACAAAAAUACAAGACAGCUGUGGAUUUACUCAUCACUGGAGUUAAAGGAGAUCCAGACCCACAACGUAGAGGUUCAGUAAAGAGAAGAACUGCUCAGUAUCUGGAACAUGCAGAGACACUACUCACACGACUUACCUCCACACACACCUCGCAGGACUAGGAUGCUUAAACACACUCACACACACACACACACUGCGGAGAAGUACUCGUAAACACACACACACACACACUGCGGAGAAGUACUCGUAAACACACACACACACACUGCGGAGAAGUACUCGUAAACACACACAUGAACAGGACGCUGAAACACACACUCCUUAAUACACUCAGGAUCAAUAGAACAACUGGAGUUUUGAACAACCAAUAGCACCACUUACACACACACACACCUCCCUACCUCUCUCUUAAAACCACAGGAGGUUGGUGGCCUCUUACUUGGGGAGGACGGGCUCGUGGUAAUGGCUGGAGCAGAAUGUGUGGAAUGGUGUCAAACGUUCUGUCUCCAGGUGUUUCAUUACACAUUAUUAAUGUGUCGUCCUCCCCUCAACAGCCACACACACACACACACACGCGCACACACGCGCACACACACACACACACACACGCACACACACACGCACACACACACACACACACACAAAGAAUCACAUCCCUGUUGCUUCUAGAAUCUGAAAUCAACUGUCAAAUAUUUGAAUCUGAUUCCCCUUAAUGAACAAGACAAUGGCUUGCGUUCCAAAAGGCACCCUAUUCCCUAUAUAGUGCACUACUUUAGACCAGGGCUGGCACCCUAUUCCCUAUAUAGUGCACGGCUUUUUACCAGGGCCAAUAGGUGAGGGUUCUAGGGCUCUGGUCUAAAAUAGUGCACUCUAUAAGGAAUAGGGUGCCAGCCCUGGUCUAAAGUAGUGCACUAAAUAGGAAUAGGGCUCUGGUCUAUAUAAGGAAUAUGGUUCCUUUGCUUAAUUUACAAUGUUUAAGGUGUUAAUAAUAUUGUGUGUUUUUGUACACUACACGCGCAUUACUUCAUUGUUUUCUUAAAUAAAUCAAUAAAAACCGAUUCAGUGUA